Molecule: messenger RNA, 2903 nt
Organism: Crotalus tigris (Tiger rattlesnake)
Lineage: Eukaryota; Metazoa; Chordata; Lepidosauria; Squamata; Viperidae
Gene: SF3A1
Product: splicing factor 3a subunit 1
Exons: 17
Coding region: 72-2471 (799 amino acids)
Biological process (GO): mRNA cis splicing, via spliceosome; regulation of alternative mRNA splicing, via spliceosome
Cellular component (GO): catalytic step 2 spliceosome; U2-type prespliceosome; U2 snRNP
Molecular function (GO): RNA binding; protein binding
Source: RefSeq, a predicted model, not a curated record
UUUAUCCCCGAGGUUCGGUUUGUCUGUUUUCGCUCGGAGCCUCCUCGGUCCCGCCGCAGAAAAGGCUCGCCAUGCCGGCCGGACCGGUGCAGGCCAUGGCGCCCGCCCAGCCGGCCCCUCCGGAAGCCAAGCAGCCGGAAGAUGAACCAAAGGAAGAGACCACACCUGCCAAACCGAUUGUGGGAAUUAUAUAUCCACCACCGGAGGUUAGAAAUAUUGUGGACAAGACAGCCAGUUUUGUGGCCAGAAACGGCCCUGAAUUUGAAGCUCGGAUCCGCCAGAAUGAAAUCAACAACCCCAAGUUUAAUUUCCUGAACCCCAAUGAUCCUUAUCAUGCCUACUACCGCCACAAGGUCAACGAGUUCAAGGAAGGAAAGGCGCAGGAACCCUCGGCCGCCAUUCCGAAGGUUAUGCAGGCCCAGCAGACUGCCCAGCAGCAACUUCCCCAAAAGGUACAAGCCCAGGUGAUUCAGGAAACCGUGGUUCCAAAGGAGCCCCCACCAGAAUUUGAGUUCAUUGCAGAUCCUCCCUCGAUCUCGGCUUUUGACCUGGAUGUGGUGAAACUGACUGCCCAGUUUGUGGCCCGCAAUGGCAGGCAGUUCCUGACCCAGCUGAUGCAGAAGGAACAGAGGAACUAUCAGUUCGACUUCCUGCGUCCCCAGCACAGCCUCUUCAAUUACUUCACCAAACUGGUGGAGCAAUACACCAAGAUCUUGAUCCCACCAAAGGGCCUCAUUAUAAAAUUGAAAAAGGAAGCCGAAAAUCCAAAAGAAGUCUUAGACCAGGCAUGCUACCGAGUGGAGUGGGCCAAGUUUCAGGAGCGUGAGCGGAAGAAGGAAGAGGAGGAGAAAGAGCGCGAGCGUGUGGCUUACGCCCAAAUCGACUGGCAUGAUUUCGUGGUGGUGGAAACGGUGGAUUUCCAGCCCUCGGAGCAAGGAAAUUUUCCUCCUCCCACCACUCCCGAGGAACUAGGCGCUCGGAUCCUGAUCCAGGAGCGCUACGAGAAGUUCGGGGAGAGCGAAGAAGUGGAGAUGGAGGUGGAAUCGGACGACGAAGAUGACAAGCAACAGAAGGCGGAAGAGCCUCCCUCCCAGCUGGACCAGGACACCCAAGUCCAGGAUAUGGACGAAGGUUCCGAUGAAGAAGAUGACAGCCAGAAGGUGCCACCACCCCCAGAAACCCCAAUGCCCCCACCGCUGCCCCCGACUCCAGAUCAAGUCAUUGUCAGAAAAGAUUACGAUCCAAAAGCUUCCAAGCCUCUUCCCCCAACCCCAGCUCCAGAUGAGUAUCUUGUCUCCCCCAUUACUGGGGAGAAAAUUCCUGCCAGCAAAAUGCAGGAACAUAUGCGUAUCGGCCUUCUGGAUCCCCGCUGGUUAGAACAAAGAGAUCGUUCUCUCCGGGAGAAGCAGACGGAUGACGAAGUGUACGCCCCAGGCCUGGAUAUUGAAAGCAGCUUGAAGCAGCUGGCUGAGCGCCGUACCGAUAUUUUUGGGGUGGAAGAAACGGCUAUCGGCAAGAAAAUUGGCGAAGAGGAGAUCCAGAAGCCUGAAGAAAAGGUGACUUGGGACGGCCACUCGGGAAGCAUGGCCCGGACGCAACAAGCAGCCCAGGCCAACAUCACCCUCCAGGAGCAGAUUGAGGCGAUCCACAAGGCCAAGGGGCUGGUGCCAGAAGACGACACAAAGGAGAAAAUCGGUCCAAGCAAACCCAACGAGAUGCCCAUGCCUCCCCCUCUGUCCUCGGCCCCCAACCUCCCCUCCAGCGCUCCAUCCAUUGCCUCCAUGCCCCGCCCUCCCGCGAUGCCCCCUCCAAUUCGCACCACCGUUGUAAGUGCGGUUCCAGUCAUGCCUCGUCCCCCGAUGACUUCAGUGGUCCGUUUACCACCAGGAUCCGUCAUCGCAGCACCAAUGCCCCCCAUCAUCCAUGCCCCCCGGAUUAAUGUUGUCCAGAUGCCGCCUUCAGGUCCACCUAUUAUGGCCCCACGGCCUCCUCCCAUGAUUGUGCCAACAGGCUACAGACAGGGACCAGUCAGCAGUCCAGCCUUUGUUCCAGCUCCACCAGUCGCUCCUGUCUCUGGUCCGUCCUCCGUGCCUCCAGUUCACCCCCCACCUCCCAUGGACGAUGAGCCGGCCUCUAAGAAACUGAAGUCCGAAGAAAAUCUGAUGCCAGAGGACGAGUUUCUACGCAGACACAAGGGUCCGGUCACUGUCAAAGUCCAAGUCCCCAACAUGCAGGACAAAACGGAAUGGAAGUUGAAUGGCCAAGUGCUGGUCUUCACCCUCCCCCUCUCUGACCAGGUUUCCGUUAUCAAGGUGAAGAUUCACGAGGCCACCGGCAUGCCUGCCGGGAAACAGAAGCUCCAGUAUGAGGGCAUCUUCAUCAAAGAUUCCAACUCCUUGGCUUACUACAACAUGACCAGCGGGUCAGUGAUUCACUUGGCCCUCAAAGAGAGAGGGGGCAGGAAGAAGUGAGCGUCCACCUCCAGUGUGAUGGGACAGCCCGCUGUUUGACUUCCUCACCUGAGUAGCAGCCAGGCUGUUACGUCUUUCUCGGGCUGUUUUCUUGGCCCUGGGCAUCUGUUUAGUACCCCAGAGGCUAGAGGAAAUUGACCUUACCCAUGCCGUCAUUGUGAACGUUUGUGCUAAUUCUGUGCUGUUUUUAGCAGCUUGCGAUGUAUUUGUAACGAGUUUGUGUUCCACUAGCACUUGGUUUAAUUUCUCAUAGCAAUCUUUUCCCCUGGUAGUGGCUAAAACUGUCACAAUUUAACCUCGUGUCUAAGGAGUUGGAUGGAUCUGCUUUGGUACAGAGUCUUUGACCUGUUGUGUGCAGCAAUCGGUUUAAUUGUCUAGUGACGAGCAGGUUUUGCUAGGCUCAUUAAAAACCUCUUUGAUUCCCCACCUGAA